AUAGUACAAAUGCGGCUAUUAGUUUAUCGUAAAGCGUGCAUUUAUUUCAAUUUAAAAACUGUCCAACUAUAAAAGACUUCUAGCUGUUUCAUUCGUAAAGUAAAAGUUUUACUAUAUCGUUAAGUAUAUACAUGUUGAAACUUCUGCUGCAUAUACAAAGCAAUUGUAUAUCACUUUCGAUUGGUGGAAGUUAGUUAGUCUGUUAACGAUCAUAAUGAUUAUCGAUGUGCGUUAUUAUUGCGAUUACUUAGAGAUUACUACAAAAUUUACGGUACUGAUUAUUAUAUAAUAUAAUAUAUAUAUAUAUAUUAUAUAUAUAUAACUAUAUAUAUAUAUAUAAUAUAUUAUAUAAUGAUAUAUAUAAUAUAUACAUAUACCUAUGUGUAUGUAGAUUGUAGUCUAAACAAAAUGUUCUGCUUAUAAAGGCCUACAUUUCGAUCCAAUUUUGUUUCUUUUUUUAUACUUAUACCGUACCACGUUAAUUAAAGAUAAAAUUUUAACAAACAAGUUGUCAGUUGAAAUUCACGAACAAGUUAACUCUUUGUAUAGUAUGUAUUACUACGAUAAUCGUUCAUGGGUUAUCGUUCAGCAUGGGUCAAGAUACAGAGUUGUCCAUAUAAUGAAAUCCAGCUGUCAUCUUAAUUAAAAUAUCGACCUUGUCACAUUGCCUUUAAAUCUCGAUCCCGAGAAUCCUGAGAUCUUGAGAAUUUUGAAAAAUACCUAAAUCAACAAAGAAAGUCGGUCUGGCAUAUAGCGAUGGUUCAGUUACAUCGUGUAUGCUAUUGUCAUUGAAAGAAAAAUGAUAUCGAGUUAUAUUGCAAAUAUACUGAAAAUAAUGAUUCUUUGGAAAGUAAAUACUAUAAUAAGGAUUUGAAUGUAGGCAAGUAUGUAUUGGACAAGAGAAAGGUUUCAAUAUCGCUAGAAAAAAGGCAUUACAAUAAAUUGCUGCCUUGAAGGUAUUAACAGAAUUUUAAUUAAUCUACAAAUAUAUCUCCGAAAUUAUGCGCCGAAAUAUUUGCAAGUAAUUAUAAUGCCACUCGUUAUAAUUAAUCUUUACAGUGAUAUAAAGUCCAUCUCUUCUGCUAUGCCAACUUUUCAAUUUAAUCGUAGACAAUUUUAUUACUUGAAAGGUCAUAAUAGAAGAUCUCAGAGAUGUUUUCCUGUCUUCGUUUGUGUGGCCGGCUAUUGCAUGUGGACCACUUUACGAAGGUAUAAACACCCUUUAGGCACAACAAUCGCUCGGCCAUGCAUUAGCAAAGCUGUGACAAGAAUUGCAAAAUCUGAAAAUGCAUUUAUAAUUGUUCAUGAUGCGACAGGAAAAGCUACUACAACCUCUAUCCCGACAUCCAGUUACGAAUCGGGUAUUUUAGAAAACUCUGAUACAUUAGCCCCAAAACAAAUAUAUAAAAUAAGCGAUGAUCCAUUAAAUUGUUCGACGGAACCAGAAGAAAUUGAAGUUAAUUCUGACCAGGAGUAUCAUCCAUCGUAUGUCAGAAAAUUAAAGAAUAACGAGCAUUGAUACGCCUCCUACACUUUCCUGUUCGUCAUCCGGACACGUUCUUCCACAUGAAGACCAGUUGCGAUCGUUUAGAAAAAACGCUCAAGAAAUCAGGUCUAAACGCGUGUGUAAUAAUAAAUUAUUUGUAUACGCUGUAUUGUCGCUAACUACGAUCAUCUUUCGGCGAGGUACAUAGCAAUUUAAACGCUAGUCAUCAACUCUUUUUGUCUCAUCGGUCGUGCCCUUCGAGAAAUUUUUCUCUAAAAAUUUGUCUUUAAAAUGGCACGACCGAUUUUUAAAAUAAACACUCCUUUUCUAACGACGACGCUAAACUCCAUCAGGUUGUUCGAAAGCUGAAUUUGACGAUACCAUGAUAAAUCGUGUUAAAAGGAACGCCGAAUAAAUAAAAUUAAACGCUACGCAUUGGUGAUCUAUCAUCGAUAUCGUGUACGCCUUGAUAUAAAGCGAAAGCAACGAUUACUUGAGCGCAAAACGAGCUCAUUCUGUUGAUGAUGUUGUAACGUUCGUGUAUCAAAGUAUGUACCAAAUCGCGUAUACGUCCUUCUCUGAAUAUCAUAAAAGAUCUUCGCAUUGUUUGCAGUUGCAAAAUAUUUGUUCUAGUAUCACGUAAAAAGGAACAUGUAUUUGUGAACAAUAAACUCUUCCGAAUUAAGAUAAAAAUAAAAUCGACCAUGUUUUACCACAAACAGCUUAUGCGAAGGUAGCGUUUCUUUAACUCCAAAUAAAACUCAUUUGUCACGCUACAAUAAAGAGAAAAACAUUGCAGGUUUGAAAAGGCUCUUAAAAAAAUAAAAUUCCUUUUAAUGAAAUAAUUUAAUAAUAAUAUUAAUAAUAAUAAUAAUUAAUAUUAAUGACGAUGAUGAUGAUUAUUAAUAAUAAUAAUAAUAAUAAUAAUAAUAAUAAUAAUAAUAAUAUAUCUCACAUAAUAACUAUUGUUAUUACGUAUUAUUUGUGUACUACUGUCGCCAUUAUUAUCGUAACUUCUACAAAUUGAAAUACUUCUUUAAAAAUCUUUGUAAUAGUAGUAGAAUAAUAGCAGUUCGCAAUAAAUUCGAACUUCAAUCAGUAA
Molecule: messenger RNA, 2588 nt
Organism: Bombus pyrosoma
Lineage: Eukaryota; Metazoa; Arthropoda; Insecta; Hymenoptera; Apidae
Gene: Ass
Exons: 3
Coding region: 1031-1519 (162 amino acids)
Biological process (GO): urea cycle; L-arginine biosynthetic process
Cellular component (GO): cytoplasm
Molecular function (GO): argininosuccinate synthase activity; ATP binding
Source: RefSeq, a predicted model, not a curated record